This is a messenger RNA of Stegodyphus dumicola, 1879 nucleotides long. RefSeq names its product neogenin-like. NCBI's taxonomy places the organism in Eukaryota, Metazoa, Arthropoda, Arachnida, Araneae, Eresidae. Gene Ontology annotation, cellular component: membrane. Gene Ontology annotation, biological process: cell-cell adhesion. Gene Ontology annotation, molecular function: protein binding. The record is from RefSeq and is a predicted model, not a curated record.
AUGGCAAAUUCAAAAAUAUUCCUAAUUAAAGACUUCGAAGUCAGUCCCGUGGCUCUAAGCGCUAGUUCCGAAAAAUCAGCAAAAAAAGUAUGUACAGAUGCAACUGCUAAUAAUCCUAAGAAUAGUCCUCGUUUCCUUGUUGUCUCUAGUUCUUCUGGCGAGCUUCAAAAGAUGUCUCCUUUUGUUAUAAAUAAAUAUAUCCAUUCUUGCAUUGGUGAGCCCAAAAAUAUUAAGCGUCUCCGCUCUGGAAACUUGCUGAUGGAUACAACUUCGGCCACCCAGUCUGCUUCCUUACUUCAAAUAACCAAACUUGGUAAUGCAACGGUCACUGUAACAGGGCAUAAGACAUUGAAUUAUUCUCGCGGCGUAAUCUCGGAAGUCGACCUUCUGUCUGUUCCUGAAGAAGAGUUCGUUUCCGAGUUAGCUGAUCAAAAGGUUUGUGCUGCAAAGCGGAUCAAGAUGCUUAAGGAAGGUCAGUUGAUUGACACGAAACACGUCAUCCUGACCUUCAAGUCGCCUGAUCUGCCGAAGAAUAUCAAGGCUGGAUAUCUUAAUUGCCCCGUGAGACCGUAUAUUCCAAAUCCUAUGCGAUGCUUCCAGUGCCAGCGUUUCGGCCAUUCCAAGAUGUCCUGUCGUGGGACCCUGACGUGCGCUCGAUGCUCGUCGGUUGGCCACGACAGUGAUAAUUGCACCGCUGCAGCACUGUGCGGAACAAAUGGAUUUUCUGAUUUUCAGUUUCUAGUUGAACCUCAUGAUACUAUUGUGAUAAAAGACCAUUCCACAAUAUUAAAUUGCUCUGCAGCUGGCAACCCUUCACCUGUUAUAGGUUGGAAGAAAGAUGGUGCUUUAUUAGAAUUAUUGCAAGAUGAUAGAAGAUCUAUCUUAGCCAAUGGUUCAUUGCUUUUCCAAAGAGUUCUGCACAGUAGGACACAAAGACCUGAUGAAGGCGUUUACCAAUGUACAGCGUUUUUAGAUGGCAUUGGAUCUAUAAUCAGCAGAGAAGCAAAGCUUCAGAUAGCAUCUUUACCACCAUUUGAUAAAAAUCCUCAUAAUAACAGUAUACUAGAAGGCCAGACUGCAUAUUUUCCAUGCUCAAUUCAAGGUAUACCUCCUGCUACCAUAUCAUGGUUACGGAAUGAACAAAUUCUGCGCUUAGAUCAAACCCGAAUGACAGUUUUUCCAAGUGGUGCUUUAGAAAUUGUUUCAGUUAGUCAUUCAGAUGAAGGCAUGUAUCGCUGUGUUGCAGUCAAUGCAGAUAAAUCUCGUGAAAGUGGAGCAGGAGCAUUGAUUGUGAAUACUGAUUACAAUGAAUUAAAUAGGCUUUCUCCACAUUUCAUUGCCAAACCUCCUAAUACAACUGUCGUAACAAGAGGAUCACACUUAACCUUAGACUGCGCAGCUAAUGGAAUUCCACAACCAAGAAUUACAUGGUUAAAGGAUGGAACCACAGUUGAUUUAGCAGACUUAGACAGUAGGUAUAGAAUUGUGGGCUCUGGCAGUUUGUACAUAGAAAAUGUAGUUGAAGAGGAUACUGGAAUUUACAUGUGUCGUGCAGAAAAUGCUGAAGAUUCAGUUGAUACAAGUGCAAUAGUUGAUAUCUUAGUGCCACCGUACUUUGUCAAGAGGCCAGAAAAUCGAAAUGCGUAUGAGAAAGAAGAUAUAACUUUGGAAUGUGAAGUAUAUGGGAAACCUGUACCUAUCUUGCAGUGGUUUAAGAAUGGAACUAGUAUUAUUCCCAGUGAAUAUUUUCAAAUAACAAGUGGGAAUAAUUUGAAAAUUUUUGGAUUGGUUAAAUCAGAUUCUGGUAUUUAUCAAUGUUUCGCUAAAAAUUCUGCAGGAAGCAUCCAGGCAUCAGCGCAGCUUGUUGUAUUCCCUUCUG